This is a messenger RNA of Neohortaea acidophila, 2306 nucleotides long. Its product is annotated as fungal-specific transcription factor domain-containing protein. NCBI's taxonomy places the organism in Eukaryota, Fungi, Ascomycota, Dothideomycetes, Mycosphaerellales, Teratosphaeriaceae. The record is from RefSeq and is a predicted model, not a curated record. Gene Ontology annotation, cellular component: nucleus. The transcript has 6 exons. The coding region runs from base 206 to 2248 and encodes 680 amino acids. Gene Ontology annotation, molecular function: DNA-binding transcription factor activity, RNA polymerase II-specific; sequence-specific DNA binding; zinc ion binding. Gene Ontology annotation, biological process: DNA-templated transcription; positive regulation of transcription by RNA polymerase II.
AUCGACGACGGAGUACCUUGCUUGAUCGACCUAAAGUGACUGACACUUCUUCCUCUCGCCUGAUCUGCUCGUAAUUCGCAUGAAACCCCUCGAUAAUGACAUAUGGUUCGCAUAUGAAAGGAAAUGGAAUAUGGCAAGCCUCGAUUCGGCAAGUGCCAUGAGGUAGUCCACAAUUCCGUGGACCCAAGUGGGGCGCGCCGAGUGAAUGCGCCACAAAGGUGGCCGGAGAGCCUUGCUUCUCGCCCACUUCACCUCACCUCACCUCACCCUUCCCCCCGGAGCAUGCAGAGCCUGCCUAUCCCCCGCGCGUCAUCGAUGCAUGCCGAAACCGAGUGCCUCAGAUCGCGCGCGAAUGGAGAGCAGAGGCUUCAACGCCGAAGAGCUGCUGGCCCCCGUCCAGCGCAAGCGCAAACGCACGGGCAAGGCGUGCGCCAGCUGCCGGCGCCGCAAGACAAGAUGCACCGGCGGUAUCCCAUGCGACGCGUGCCGUAUUGGAGAGAUGACAUGUUCAUACGAUGAUCCCGACCGGAGGAUGACGGCCAUCGAGUACAUCCAGUCUCUGGAGAGGAAGGUCGAGGAACUGGAAGGCCUCCUGAAUGACCACGGACAUCGGCCCCUCAAGGAGUCUUCAAGUCCUUCGACUUCCCCAGGCGCAGCGAACGACCAUCCGCGAUCCGUGCGAUUCUCAUCCGCCCGGCCGCCCAGUACCAGCAAUCCUUCAACCGUGCCUCCUGCGCCCUCCCCUGGAUCUUCGGCCAAUGGCGAUGAUGAAGACUUUAUCGAAACCAUGAUUCGCAGCCAGGCCGCUCAUGAAAACAGUUCUCUCCAGGGCCAUCGCGGUAGUUUUGCGGGACUGAGUCUCCUACAGAGGAUGCACAAUUUAUGUCGACAUGUCUACGCCAGCCAGAAGCAGCCCGAUGCCGAGGUUCAGCAGGACGACUUUAUCAGUGCUUUUGAUUUUGCUUCCACCGACAGCGAGUCUGCCGUUCCGACUGAGGCUUUCACUCUUCUGCCGCCCAAAACCGCCUUCGAUCAUGCGGUAGAUGUGGUCAUGAACGAAGCGUGCUGCAUCAUGCAGUUCCUGGACCGGGCGAAACUGGAAAAGCUGGCGGCAGACGUGUACAGCGAGACCUACUCUGCCACGCCUCAAGAGAGCCGCAAAGCUUUUGCUCUAAUUUACGCCGUCCUCGCUUUGGGCAGGCGCUUCGAUCCUACUUCGCCGGGAGAAUCGGCCAAUCCGCACAUGAUGAGAGGGUUACGAUAUUUCCGCGCCAGUCGGACUUUACUCGACCCGGCAAACUGCCGCGACCUCACAUCUCUACAAGCACUCUUAUGCAUGAUAUUGUACACGCAAGUGUCGUCCAUGAUCUCGACCUGCUAUUCAUAUAUAUGCAUGGGUGUAGCUGCGGCUCUACAAAUGGGCCUAUUCACAGAGGCCGCAUCCAAAGACCUUACCGAAGCCGAGAAGCUACAUCGCCGACGCAUCUACUCCGUCCUGAACAUCAUGGACACCUACGUCACUACCGCCUUGGGCCUACCACGAACACUCCGCGAUGUCGAGUCGGAUUUUGUUCUUCCCCUUCCCAAGCAACCCGAGUCCAUGAGAUAUCCAUUGGCCGGGACCUACGCCCAUGCCAAACUCAUCCAGAUCCUAGCUCUGGCGGUAGACGCCAAUCACCCCGUCACCCGCCCGAUCAGCGAAAAGAACGGCUUCUACGGCGUAGGGUACAGCAAGAUUACCGCGACGGAAGAACAGCUCGAGGCAUGGUUUGCCAAUUUGCCUCAAGAUCCCGUCAUGGACGCCGAAGACCCGGUGUACAUCAGAUCCCAACUCCACCUCCGCCUCGCCUACGCCCACGUCCAACUAGUCCUCUACCGCCCCUUCCUCCACCACGCCCUCCGCAACAUCCCCCGCGACACCCCCACAAGCUUCAAAGCGUACGCCUGCGGCAGCGCGUGCAUCAAAGCAGCCAUGCAAGUCGUCUGGCUCGCGGAAACGCUCGAAGCAUACCACUCCUUCAGCGAGGCGCACUGGUUCACCACGCUCAUCAUCUCCACCUGCGCCGCGUGCUUGGUGCUGUUUGUCGUGAGCAACGAGAACGACCCGACGCUGCAGGAGACGGAGGCGGCGGUGAAGCGCAUCAAGAGUUUGUGUCUGCGCCAUGCCGAUCACAACGCUAGUAUGCAGCGCUGCUUUAAUUUUAUCGAGGUGAGAUUGAACUUUGUGAGAUGGAUGAAUUACCGCUGAUCAUCUUUGCAGGCCGUCCACCCGGACAACCCGGAGCCACCUGUGGAGAUUGGGACCG